Messenger RNA from Tricharina praecox, 1914 nucleotides. RefSeq names its product putative GTPase activating protein for Arf-domain-containing protein. Lineage: Eukaryota; Fungi; Ascomycota; Pezizomycetes; Pezizales; Pyronemataceae. Gene Ontology annotation, biological process: endocytosis; intra-Golgi vesicle-mediated transport; endoplasmic reticulum to Golgi vesicle-mediated transport. Gene Ontology annotation, cellular component: Golgi apparatus. The record is from RefSeq and is a predicted model, not a curated record. Bases 193 to 1653 code for a protein of 486 amino acids. The transcript is spliced from 5 exons. Gene Ontology annotation, molecular function: GTPase activator activity; metal ion binding.
CAUGACAACUGCGCCGCUUGCACCGCCACUCACUACCCCUGUCCUCCCAAGCUUCUGUGUUCCAGGAAACUGCCACGAUAGAUCCGUCCACCACCAACCAACACGCGGGCAUCACCACAGCCAACAACCUCCUUUCAGCGAGUCGACCCCGCACAAACAAACACACCCCUUUCAACUCACUACCCUUUCUCCAUGUCGCGACGAUUGAAUCCAGCCGCAGACAAGACGGCCGCAAACCAGGCCGUCAUCAAGAACCUCCUAAAGUUGCCGGCGAACCGGGUCUGCGCUGACUGUAAACGCAAUAAGCUGCCACGAUGGGCGAGCUGGAACUUGGGGAUCUUUAUCUGCAUCAGAUGUUCGGGAAUACAUCGUGGGAUGGGAACGCACAUCAGCAAGGUUAAGUCAGUGGACUUGGAUACUUGGACGGACGAGCAGGUGCAGAGUGUGGUCAAGUGGGGAAACACUCGCGCGAACAAGUACUGGGAAGCCAACCUCGCACCGGGACAUGUUCCCUCAGAAGCGAAGAUUGAAAAUUUCAUUCGGACCAAAUACGAAUCCAAGCGCUGGGUGAUGGAAGGAGGCAUGCCCGACCCAUCGACGCUGGAGGACUCUGACGAUGACAAUGUGCCUCUGAAGCAGGUGCAGGAGAAGCUCGAGAGGAAGUCAUCGGCGGCGGCAGCUGUUGCGGCAGCCACUGCCCCGCUUGCCCGUCCUCAGCAGCAGCAGUCGCCGCUCGACACUCUCAUCGACGACCAGCCCGCCGGAAGGUCCUCCCCGAUGCCGAGAUCGCCCCCGAAGCCGAAGCAGCCCGAUACCAACUCGCUGCUGGGUCUUGAUAUCUUCGGCACCGCGCCGGCCCCUUCGCCGCGACCUUCGUCUGUGAACUCGGACCCGGGCAAGAUGAGUUCCUCUCGCCCCGACCUCAACAGAUCGAUUCUCUCGCUGUACGCAUCUUCUCCGAAGCCGCAGCAACCCAAGAUGCAAAGUCCCACCAUGGGCAACUUCGGAUCACCCCUGCAGACAUCCAUGAUGCCGCCGCCACAACAGCAGCAGCAGUCCGCAUAUGGCGACCUGAACAGCUCCUUCAGCGGUCUGAACUUCAGCGCGACGGAUGCACCCCCCGCCGCACCCCCCAAGCCAUCUCCUUUUGCCAACCUCACCGCUAGCAUGAAGAAGACCGCAGCUGCACCACAGCUAUCCAAGCCCGCAUCCGGUGGCUUUUUCACCCCCGCACCGGCAAAGCCCUCUCCCGUUAGCGCAUCCUCCGGUCUGGAAGGCCUCUUUGAUUUCGGGGCCUCCGCAGCUCCCCAAGCACAGGCACCCGUCGCGCCCGUCGCCUUGAAUAACGGCUUCAGCUCGCUGUCCUUCGAUGCCGACGCAUGGGUAACCCCCGCCGCCACCACGUCCGCAGCCGCCAACAGCAGCAACGCCUGGGGAACCCCCUCACUGUCCUCCAACUCCUCAGCGAACGCUUGGGGCUCGUCCGCGCCAGUUUCGAGACCCCCCGUUCAGCAGUCGUACGUGAGUACCACCGACGACGACUGGGGAAACUUUAGCUCUGGAACUACCACUACUGCUCCAGUCGCCCCAGUCAAGGUCACCCCUGGGGCUUCGGGACUCGACGAUGAUCUGUUUGGGAACGUGUGGAAGUAGAUUGUGCAGAACGAGGUCCUUUGUUUCUUGAAAAUAGUUUUUCCUUUUCUUCUCAUUUUCUUCCCAUUUUCUCAUUCUUCUUGUGUAUUAAUUCGAGGUGCUGGCUGAGGUUUCUUUCUUCUUUCUUCUUUCUGCUUUCGUUCCUUUUUCCUUUUACUUGGCGAUGCAUGAUGCGGAUGCUAUGAGGAUGAAAUACCUGCUACUGGAUAUAAGACUGUCAUUCAUUUGGGGGUAUCGUCAUCUUAUUCUUAUUUACUCCUU